AUGGCAGCAGCAUCUCUUAACGAGCUCUCCGGAAUGACGGGCCGACGCUACCGCUUCAAGCAGCUUCUACAAGAGCGACCCCAUAUUGGUCGUGUUUGGACAGCAUCGUACGCACUUGGUUUGCUUUUGAGUACUGUCAAUUGACAUUUCGCUAGAGCUGGGCAAAACACCUUUGUCUUGAAAGACAUCCCGUAUGACAUUUACAGCAACUUCAACGAACGGGUACUUCCACAAUUGAGCAAAGAUUCGGGCACCUUUCUGCGACUACCCCUCGAUACGAUACCAGACGAGCGUAUAUUUGUGUACAAAUAUCUUUCUGACGACUUUUUACAAUUGGUCCGGAAGGACAUUUCGCUCCAAAAUCGCCGAAGCAUUUUGCGAGCUGCUCUCCAUGCUUUGAAAGAGCUGCAUGAGAAAGAUGUUGUCCAUUUAGGUGAAGAAAUUUUCUGCUGUCACUGGAAACAUGUACUGAUCUUCAAUAGACAUCAAGCCCGACAACAUCAUGGUUCAAUGCCGCCAUAACGAUCCGGAGACAAUAGUCGAGCAGGUGCAGCUUACCGAUCUGGAGAACGCAGCCUACUUGCCCCCGGGCAGAUGCAUUAAAGGAAUGCUCGCCGGAAAUGACAACUGGCGCAGUCCCGAGGCACAUUUCAAAGGCGAGCUCAACAAGUUCUCGGACGUGUUCUCCUUCGGUCUUGUUGUAAGUGCUUGUUUCCGCCAAGUUGUAGCUCCUGCUGAUCAUGCCAGUGCAUCUAUGCUGUUCUCGGCCGUGUUGUAUGCGGACCCGACGACGACUUUGCAAAGCACGAGGCCCAAGGAGCUUUACCGGCUAUGAUACGCCUGCAGCGACAGGUCUCCUACUUCGGAGAUCGGGAUGGCCUGAAUGGACUGAUAAAGCAUGUUGGUGAUAAUGAAGUCAACUGUCAAGUUCUCUCAAUGCUUUGGGACGAACGAAAUGAGGACUACAUUCCUUAUAAGCCGUUUGUCGAAUGGCCGGAAGUCCAGGACGAAGCUUUCAGGAAUCUGAUAAAAGGUCUUACGAAUUUGGAUCCUACUCGACGACUGUCUACAUACCAGGCUUUGCAGCAUCCUUGGUUUUCGGAACAAAAUUAA
Molecule: messenger RNA, 1113 nt
Organism: Lecanosticta acicola
Lineage: Eukaryota; Fungi; Ascomycota; Dothideomycetes; Mycosphaerellales; Mycosphaerellaceae
Source: the annotation of a GenBank genome assembly